This is a messenger RNA of Tremella mesenterica DSM 1558, 2604 nucleotides long. RefSeq lists its product as uncharacterized. Gene Ontology annotation, molecular function: nucleic acid binding. Bases 1 to 2604 code for a protein of 867 amino acids. The record is from RefSeq and is a predicted model, not a curated record. The transcript has 7 exons. Lineage: Eukaryota; Fungi; Basidiomycota; Tremellomycetes; Tremellales; Tremellaceae.
AUGGCUAGAGAUACUAAAGAUUCACGAGGCUCGUUCACCCCCCGAGGUCGGGGAAGAGGAGGUUUUCAAGAUCGAGGAGGCAGGGGUAGAGGUGGAAAUCGAGGUGGUCCAGCUCGGGGUGGGUCGUCAGCCGGAGGGAAGAAGGUCGAUUAUACCAAUGUCCCUUUUGACUAUACCACCGUGAAUAGACAGAGUUAUUCCAAGCUGGAUGGUUUCUCAGUCACCCCGAACAAUACAGAUUCUCCUCAACCUGGACCAUCAAACGGAGGUAAUAAUCGAUCUCGCGCCUUUCCCCCUCGAAGUAGACGACGUAGACUUCAACCGGGCAUACCACAUCGUACUGGCGUAUCGGGUUCUGCGACACCUGCUACAGGCACAGGCUUAGGAUUUCAUGGAUCUCCACGUGUCCCCUCGAGAUCAGAUGGUCAAACUUAUGGAGGUGGUUCAGCACCAUUAUUCAUCAGAGCUGGAGAGUUGUUCAAACAAGGAGAAGCGGAUAUCAUCACUAAAGAUAAAAAUGGUGUACAUGUUCAAGCUAUGGAUAUGUCCGACCCUUCCGCUCCUCAGAUGAAUCAUCUUCAAGAUGAUACAGAAGUGGAUAUCUACGAUCCUGCGAUCUUCGCUACCAUUCCUUCUCAGGUGUCCAUUUCCCCUUUGAGUCCUCCCAAGCCUCUGGUGGAAGAAGAAGUUGAAGACGAUGAUGAGCCGAUUAGAGGUCGAUUCGAUUUCACACAAGAACAAGAGCCAAGUUCGCCUCACAUCGAUGAAGCAGACGAAUCAGAUGUAUUGUUCUAUGUGGAUACGGCGCCCAGUAUAGAAGUGGAGGCAGGGCCGUCAUACACGACUAUAUCUGCUCCUCCUCUUGGGACAGCAUCGGAUUCGGAAAGCGAAGAGAAGAUUGUCUAUGUUCCCAAGGUAUCACGUCAUGAAGUAUCGGACACAGUACAAAUGUCGCACCCAAGACCUUCUGAGGUACCAGUCUCAGGAUCGAAACCAGCGACGACACCUGUCACGAUGAAGAAAAUGGAUGUCUCUUCCUCUUCUCAGGCUCCUCAUACUUUACUGGAGGUAUCAGGACUCGCUAUGAAGGGAAAACGCCGAGAUAGAGGACGAAGAGCUGGAAGGAAGCUACAACAACGUCGAAGACGGGAUGUCGGGUCCGAUAUCGACUGGGGAAGUGAUGACUCCUCUUCACGACUCAUUCUGGGUAAGACAGAGGAGGAUGAGCAGGAAGACCAGCGUGAUAUGGAAGUGUUGAGAGAUUAUCUCGAAGGGACAUCGUUGAAUGCCAGGGUUGAGGAUGAAGAUGAGGAAGAAGGAGAGGGAGCAGGAGAGGAAGAGGAAGAGGAAGAAAGCGAGAGUGUACUCCGAGCUGGUACUCCCUCCGACAUGAGGAACAGAUCUGUGUCCCCAGUUUCGCAGACUUCCGAUGAUAUCAUCGGUCGAGAGGGCUUAGUCGUUGAGGCGGAUGGAGCUGAAGUCGAAGGGCAGGAUUUAGAAGACGAACAAUCCGACACAGGAUCCGAAUCUUCAUCCGAACUUGGGAUUCUUAAAGCUGCCAUGGACGACUUCGAUGAGAUGCGUAUCACCACCCUCGACAGUUCAAGCGACAGCGAUGAGGAUGACGGAGGUUGGGGGCUCAUGAACGAAGAUUGGUUCAUUCGUAAUAUGCAAUCUGCCCUAGACGAUCCUGUCAGUUCCAAAGAUCGUAAAGCUCCACAGAAACUGUUCUCAUCUAUUGAGACCGGAGACUUUGGAGAUGAUUGGCCCACCGCCCCAGUGAAGAAAAACAAAAAAGGUAAACAUCUCCCGGCUGAACUACAAGCCCAAUGGGAGAAAGAUCGUCAGAAAAAGGCCUUGAAACGAGAAGAAAGAGCUUUGGCGAGGUUGAUGGCUCAAUUCGAUCCUCACCCUACAUCGAGAAAACGCAAAGGAAAGUCCAAAGCUCAUCAAGCGUCCAUAGCUCAUCUCAUCCCCGCCUCUGCGGCCGAGGUAGCGGAUAUGUUCGACAUUUCUGAUGAUGAGGUUGGUACUGGAGGGAAUGGUAGAGAGGGCAUGAUGCCCCCUACAAUGGAUCUCCUUGAUAGCGAUAUCAGAGCGUUUUUAAGAGAUGAAGGAAAGACGACUUAUAGUUUACCGCCCAUGGAUAAAGAGGGGAGGAUGAAAGUUCAUAUGAUUGCGGAAUGUUUUGGGUUAAAGUCGAAGUCGAGAGGAUCUGGAAAGUCUAGGUUUACUGUCCUCAUUAAAACCUCAUACUCCGGUAACAACAUCGACGAACACCGCUUAGCUCGGGUCCUCCAAGCGUCGUCUCAUUCGAAUGGAUCAUUUUACAAAGCUUUUUACUCCAAAGGUAAGACCUCAAGUGGAAAGAAAACCAAAGGUCAUAAAGACGUCGGUAGCAGUGUCAGACACAGGGAAGGAGAUCUAGUCGGAGAAGGAGCCGAAAAGAUUGGUAUGGACAAUAUCGGUCAUCGUUUGCUUAGCAAGAUGGGUUGGGCAGAGGGAGAUCGGAUCGGUCGGACAGCAGAUGGACUCGAGGCACCGAUUGUCGCCAUUGUCAAAAACACAAAGAGUGGUCUCGGAGCUUAUUCGGGAAUGAGAUGA